Messenger RNA from Amoebophrya sp. A25, 1692 nucleotides. The record is from the annotation of a GenBank genome assembly. NCBI's taxonomy places the organism in Eukaryota, Dinophyceae, Syndiniales, Amoebophryaceae.
AUGGGCAAUAUCCCGGUCCCUCCGGGACUAUUUGGCGACCUCGAGCAAAUGCCUACGAGAUGUACGGAGACUUGCAAUCGGGUGAUGGUAGACGUGUACGAUAUGGCAGGAACACCACAAAACGAGCGCAGAGACCCGGAAGAUGAAGUUUUGUUUGCGCCAGUGACCUAUGAUAGCGAUUCGAAUGCGGGCGGUGGGGGAGGAGUAGAACGAGCUACUUUUUUGAAUCUUCUUCACAUAGAAUUUUUUUUGAAUUUUUAUUUGAAGGACACACAUCAGUGUCAUCUUCAUGUACUAACUUCUCACGAAGAGCCAACAUUCACAUUCAUGGCUUAACCAUUCAACACUUUUCAGGACGUCGGCAGCCACGGGCCACCAACAGAAAUAGGGAGUCCAUCGGUAAACGAGAAACGCGUCUCACUCGAGGCAUCGCAAGAUUUAUGGCUAGUCACAAGGACUUUUAUUUUCCACUUUUUAGCACUACAGUCUUCGUUCUCCUGCAACAGCGACCUUCUAAUCCAAGGGAGAGCCAGCAAGAGGGAGAGUAAGAACUCGACUGCACCCUCGAAGACGUCAGUAUCUGCCAUGCCGAAUCCGCAUAUGCCGUCCGUAGCUCCUGACGACAGCCAAGAUGUCCCAAAAAACGAAGAGGAGGAAGAGAAGAAGCAAAGGCAGACAAGUCAAGACGCUUUAUGGCUACUGUAGUCCUACUUAGUCGAACCAGAUUGUAUCUCUUGUUGUGUAGUUCGACUUGACAUGAUAGAUUUAAAUAUUUCGUACACGACUAACCAUUUCUCUAAUUUCACCAGCUGCACCCCGAGCACCAACUGAAGCCCAGCAAAGAAGCAGUUCUUUCAAGGCACCUGGUAUUAGGACGACAUCAGGCGCGCCUCCGCCAGCUGCUGCCAAGAGGGAAAGUGCGGCUACUGUGAAAAGGGAUAGCGCGGCUUCUGUUAUGUUUGUGGAUAAAUUUUUAUAGAAACAGAAAUGUCUACUAUGUAUAAAUGUGAUUUAUCUACUACUUCACAAGAAGGGCUCAUUUUCAUGUUGUAUCAAAUAAAAUGACCCUGACCCCAUGUUCAUAUCCGCAGAAGAAAAGCCUAGCGCCGACAUAGUCUCAGGGCUAGUGGCUAUGGGAUUUGGGGAAGAAGAAGCUGGAAGAGCAGCUCUGGCCACAGGAAACUCGGACAUACAAAAAGCAAUGGACUGGGUACUUUUUUUGAGAUCACGGAACUGCUAACAAAUAGCAAUCAUGGAGGACGAUAAUGUAUCUAUACUUCAUCCUAAGCGCUAUUGUCCAUUCGACCCAGGAACAAAUGAAACAAUAUUCCACUUAAAUACUUAUUUGGCUGAGCAGUUGGCUUAGUGCUUUAGGCGUUGACCUGUACGCUUAUCAUUAUUCAUCACCACUACAGCUUUUGCAGAACCCUACUCCCAAGGACGACUCGCCGAAGCCUGCAAAGACAGAAAUUAUGGCUAAAAUCAAGGCAGAGAUUCAGAUUCAUGUUACAGUUUCAGGGUGAAUGUUGUCCUCGAGAAAAACUUUUAUCUCUAAUGAUUCCUUCUAAGAAAAAGGAGAAGCUUGAUGAUUUGAUGGCCUUGGGUUUUCCGAGAGCUCAAACAGUGCAGGCAUUGAAGCAGGCGAAGGGGAAUCAGGAACUAGCGGCAUCGAUUUUGUUGGGUGAGGUUUGA